Messenger RNA from Doryrhamphus excisus (bluestripe pipefish), 3713 nucleotides. The record is from RefSeq and is a predicted model, not a curated record. Lineage: Eukaryota; Metazoa; Chordata; Actinopteri; Syngnathiformes; Syngnathidae.
AGGAGCUACGCCGGUGCACAACUAAGAGUACAGUUGUUUGUAUGACUUUGACUGAGUGAAUUCGGUCACGGUGAGCCCCCACAGAUCCCUCUCCUCGUGCAUGACUCUUUCAAAAUAAAACAUCCUUGCGUCACGUCGACGCUGCUGGUGACGAAGUCGUCCACUCCACUCCUCCUAUCUUCUCCAACUCUCUCAUCAGGACCACAGGGAUGAGACGGACUGAUGCACGCCGCGCAACUUUGCUCAACACGGUGCAAUUCUCUUCUCAGGCUGCUCAGUGAGUGUAAAGUACACAAAAAGGGUUGAUAGUGACGUGUCGGAGUUGGAUUUUUCCCCUAUGUCGCGAAAGCAGGCGGACCAUGACUACAACCUCCGGAGUAUGAGCAACCUGAUGGGCGAACGCUGGAGGAAAGUGAAUGAUGGAGGAGAGCGGAGUCUCAUCAAGGCUCCAUCCAGCGCCAGCAUCAGCAGCCUGCAGGUGGCCUCUUCCUCCACCGCCUCCAGCGCCCCGGCAGCCUCGUCCACCUCCACCGGGGACCUGGAGAGGGCUGCGCGGAAGCAGUUCCAGCAGGAUGUCACACCCGGCUUCGUCUACGUCCUCUCCGCCUUCUCCGCCCUGGGAGGGUUCUUGUUCGGCUACGACACCGGGGUGGUCUCCGGGGCGAUGCUGUUGCUCAAGAGGCAGCUGAAGCUGAGCGCCCUGUGGCAGGAAGUGCUCAUAUCAAGUACUGUGGCCGCGGCCGCCUUGGCCGCCCUCCUGGGAGCCUUCCUCAACGGGCUCUUCGGGCGCAGGGUGUGCAUCCUCCUGGCUAGCUUCUUCUGCACCGUCGGAGGGAUCGUGCUGUGCACCGCCCCCGGGAAGGAGGUGCUGCUGGCGGGGAGGCUCGUAGUUGGAGUCGGACUCGGCAUCGCCUCCAUGACGGUGCCUGUAUACAUUGCUGAGGCCUCUCCACCACACCUCCGUGGCCAGCUGGUGACCGUUAACACCCUCUUCAUCACCGGCGGACAGUUCACCGCCAGCCUCAUCGAUGGCGCCUUCAGCUAUGUGCAGCGCGACGGUUGGAGGUACAUGCUGGGCCUGUCGGUGGCGCCCGCUGUUCUCCAGUUUGUAGGAUUCCUCUUCCUGCCCGAGAGCCCCCGCUGGCUGAUCCAGCGAGGGCUGACUCAGAAGGCCCGCAGGGUGCUCAGCCAGAUACGGGGCAACCAGAACAUCGACGAGGAGUACGACAGCAUCAAGAACAGCAUCGAGGAAGAGGAGAAGGACGGCGGAGGAGAUGGCCCCGUGAUCUGGCGCAUGCUGACCUACCCCCCCACGCGGCGGGCUCUUCUGGUAGGUUGCGGCCUCCAGAUGUUCCAGCAGCUUUCUGGAAUCAACACCGUCAUGUACUACAGCGCCACCAUCCUGCAGAUGUCCGGCGUGCGGGAUGACCGCCUUGCAAUUUGGCUGGCCUGUCUCACCACCCUCACUAACUUCCUCUUCACGCUGCUGGGAGUGUGGCUGGUGGAGAGAGUGGGCCGACGGAAGCUCACGCUUGGAAGCAUCGUAGGUACAUGUCUCAGCUUGUGUGUGCUUGCUGUGGGCUUCCUGUUGUCAGCGCAGCACAGUCCUCCUGUCACCUUCCAUCCUUUAGAGCCUUCGAUGGCCAACACCACCUGCUUCAAGUAUCAGCUGUGCGAGCCGUGCAUGCUGGACCCGGCUUGCGGCUUCUGUUAUCGUGAGAAUGGCUCGCUGCUGCUCACCUCCUCCUGCGUUCCAGUCAAUAGGGCCUCCACUGAGCAGGCGGCAUGGGGCAGGUGUUCCAAUUCCAGUCAGAUGAAGGAACACACGUACUGGGCCUACAACUACUGUCCCACCUCCUUCUCGUGGCUGGUCUUAUUAGGAUUGAUGCUCUACUUGGCCGCUUUCGCUCCUGGUAUGGGUCCCAUGCCCUGGACCAUCAACUCAGAGAUCUACCCUCUAUGGGCGAGAAGUACUGGCAACGCAUGUGCAGCCGGAGUCAACUGGACCUUCAAUGUCCUGGUAUCACUCACCUUCCUCCACUUGGCCCAAUACUUCACCUACUAUGGAGCAUUCUUCCUCUACUCCAGCAUGGCCCUGCUGGGCUUCAUCUUCAUCUACGGCUGCCUGCCUGAGACCAAAGGCCGGCGUCUGGAGGAGAUCGAAGCGCUGUUCGAGAACCAGCUGUGCUCAUGCGGCGCGUCCGAUUCGGACGAGGGGCGUCAGGUGGAGUACAUUCGGGUUAAAGGGUCAAACUACCAUCUAUCAGACAACGACGCGUCUGAUGUAGACUAGAGAUGCUCUCACGUGUUAAAGAACACACACAGGGUGCUCUUGGUUUUAAUGGUGAGCUGAGAGCCUCUGGUUGACCUUGUGAAUGUUUGUGUUCUCAGUUCCUCCUCUGAAUUGAAAUUUGGUGGACGAAAAAGUCAAACCGUGCACCACACUAAAUCAGCAACGUGUAGAGGUUGUGUGUCUUCCUUGUGGACACUUGAACAAACAACGGCAACCAUAAACGAGACAAUAGCACUCUCUUAAAGCCUCUGUUGAAGGAUAAUAGUCCAUCAUUUUGCUCAAGUUGUCCAUUUCAUUAUUCCGUUUCAAAUGUAAGCUUGUAGCACGGUCUUAUUAUUUAGAGUAGCUCCCGGCUUCUAUUUUUACGAGACGCAUAGUGACAGUGGGUGGCUGCAAACACCAAACUAGUAGCACUAAAAGGACUGCUGCUGAGAUCUCUUCUUCUUUCAUUUGCUUCAUUACAUGUGCAGCAGGUUCGAUGCCAUGUUUCCGAAUCCAGUAUUUAAGAUUAUAAUUGUGCCUGGUGUUUUGUGACGGGUGCCCUCUCAGCCCAAAAAGUGCACAAGGAUGUUGAAUAUGUUAUAAUUUAUUUAUUUUUUACUUUUACAUGUCCAUGAUUAUUUUUUCUUUUUGUUGGUGUUGUCUUCCACUGCAGCCUUAUGUACAAAACCCAUCAUAUUUAUGUCAUUUGUGUCUCAUGAUGACGACUAGGUAGACUUUAAAGUACUAGUAGAUGGUUUGCUGCUCGAUAAAAACUGGUUUUAAUGUUAAAUGUCAGAGCAGAUGUCCCUUCAUUAACUGGCAUUAAGUGUCAACUACUGCAGAAUACUGUAAGUCUCAGAAUUCAUAAUAACCCAAUAUAAUGAGCUCCAAUACAAAAGCUAUAGCAACAAUAUAGGUGUUAUUGGCAUUGACAUCAAUAAUAAACAUAUUGGCCAAUGAACUCCUUCAUGCAGGUGUACCUAAUAAAGUGUCCAGUGAGUGUAUAUUAAUGAAGGAUAACGCUUCAUGUUAUGAUAGGAUUCAAUAGGUUAUGCAACAUUUGUCCAUUGUCAUUUGUCAUUCAUAAAAAUGUGUCAUGGAUUGGUUUGAAAAAAAUAAUUUUGCACUUUUAUCAGACAGUUCCAUUCCCAGACUGUGCGACUUGUGACCAAAUAUUGCCGUGAUUGUUCCGGACUGCACUUUUGUCACAAUGUGCUGUGUUUUUGCAGUUGUGUUAAAGCUGUCCACGUGUGGACAGUUAUUGUGUACUUCUGGUGACAUCAUGUGUGUUUCUACAGUUUUCAAUGAAGUAGAAAAAAGACUAAUAGAGUGAUGUAUAGUAUAUUUAUUCAUUAUUGUCUGAGCUGUACAUGUUUUGCGAGAGUUUAUAUUCUAUAAAAAAAUAUAUCUCGAGUGUACAAGGGGAAUUAAAUAAACU